GGGGUUUUCUCUGGCCGGGCUCCGCUAACCCUGUUCGGGUCUGUGUAUCUGCGCCUUUGGCCGGGCUGUACCUGGGCGGGGAGGCCGUUGUUCGCUCGCGGGUCCGUGGCACGGUUAUCAGGGCUUGGUUUGGGGACUAGCCUCUUUGACCUCCCUCCCGACUUCUCCGCCUCACAGGUGCCUGGGAGCUACUGCGGUCCCCCGGGGACUCUGCCCGGGGCAACCAGGGGCCCGUUCUCGCUCGAGGCUCGGAUGGGAGGCGGCGGGAGGUACGGCCUGGCAUGUUCAGUCUGAUGGCCAAUUGCUGCAACUGGUUCAAGCGGUGGCGGGAGCCCGUCAGAAAGGUGACUCUUGUGAUGGUGGGACUUGAUAAUGCUGGUAAAACGGCAACGGCAAAGGGAAUCCAAGGAGAGUAUCCUGAAGAUGUAGCUCCUACUGUUGGCUUUUCCAAAAUUGACCUUAGACAAGGAAAGUUUGAAGUCACCAUUUUUGACUUGGGAGGUGGAAAAAGAAUUCGGGGAAUCUGGAAGAAUUACUAUGCUGAGUCCUAUGGGGUAAUAUUUGUUGUGGAUUCCAGUGAUGAAGAGAGAAUGGAAGAGACAAAAGAAACAAUGUCAGAAGUGCUAAGACAUCCUAGGAUAUCGGGAAAGCCUAUACUAGUGUUGGCAAAUAAACAAGAUAAGGAAGGGGCUUUAGGAGAAGCUGAUGUGAUUGAAUGCCUAUCUCUGGAAAAAUUGGUCAAUGAACACAAGUGCCUAUGUCAAAUAGAACCUUGUUCUGCUGUCUUAGGAUAUGGAAAGAAAAUUGACAAGUCCAUUAAAAAAGGCCUUUAUUGGCUGCUACAUAUCAUUGCAAGAGACUUUGAUGCCUUACAUGAACGCAUCCAAAGGGACACAAUGGAACAGCGUGCUCUUGAAGAGCAAGAGAAACGAGAAAGGGCUGAACGAGUGCGAAAAUUACGGGAAGAGAGAGAACAAAGAGAGCGAGAGCAGGCGGAACUGAAUGGAACCAGCAGCCUAGCUGAGUUGGACCCUGAACCAAUUAUCGUUAAUCCUUUCCAGCCAAUAGCAUCUGUCAUCCUUGAGAAUGAAAGAAAACUUGAAAAAGAAAAAAAGAGACAAAAUAUGGAGAAAGACAGUGAUGGCGGCCCCCUGAAUCAUAAAGUGGAGCAUGAGCAAAUAGAGACACAAAGCCAGAUCAGUGACAGUAGCCAAAAAAACCAUGAGCUUGGAAUAGUAGAAAAUUAUAAGGAGGCAUUAACACAGCAGUUGGAGAAUGAAGAUGAGACAGACCAGCGGUCAUCAGAAUCAGAUAACAGUAAAAAGAAAACUAAGAAACUAAGAAUAAAAAGGAGUCACCGUGUAGAGCCUGUUAAUACAGAUGACUCUGCUCCUAAGAGUCCAACACCACCCCCACCGCCUCCUCCUGUUGGCUGGGGAACCCCCAAAGUCACUAGACUUCCAAAACUUGAGCUUCUUGGUGAAACACGUCAUAAUGAUUUCUAUGGAAAGCCACUGCCUCCGCUGGCUGUGCGACAGAGACCUAACAGUGAUGCUCAUGAUGUGAUUUCAUAGCCAAGUCACAUGGAUGCACUAAAUACAGGCAAGAUCAGCUAGAGGACCUUCUUUCUCAAAGAAGAAAAGCCUUAAACAUUCAUUACUAGGGCAAGAUAACCAUGGCAAUUUCAGUAAGGUGUCGAAUAGCCAAAGACCUGACUGAUCUGACAAUUAUCCAUGUUAUUCACGGUUUAAAAAAAAAAAAGAAGCAAAAUGAUCAGUAGAUGGGAUGAGCAUUUGAAUCAAGUUAGCUGGAGUUAUUGUUGACUCUGGAUUUUACAGUCCCACUCAUGGGCAUAUUCCUGAAGGAAAACCUUUUCAGAAAAAGAGCCAAUGGACUCUGUACACUUUCUUAACCAUUUGUUUAAUAGUCUUUGUUACUGUAUCUUACACAUUUUUUGUAAAAUACAUGUGCAUGGAAGGGGAAUCUUGGGAAUUUAUAACCUACGUUUUUAACUUUUUAUAUUUUUCUAAAACUUAUAAGAAUUUUAAUUACUACAAUAUUGACUGCACUUUUCUAUAGAUGCUUUGUUUAAUGGAAAUGGAGUUGAUUUACUUGACAAACAUGAACUAUACAAACAGGACAUAUUUAUAUGGUUUUAGGUAUGUUUUAUAAUGUAUUGUUCUUGAAAUGUACAUCCUAAUUUUACCUAAUUUUAAAAUAAUUAGGGGUGAAUUGUUCUUGAAAUGUACAUCCUAAUUUUACCUAAUUUUAAAAUAAUUAGGUAUUGUUAUUGUUCUUGAAAUGUACAUCCUAAUUUUACCUAAUUUUAAAAUAAUACCUUUUAAAACUAGUUGCUUAGAUCUUUAUUCUUCAAAAUUACGUUAUCUGAAAAUACUACCCAAGCAGGGUUCAUUUUGUUGUUGUUUGCUUUUUUUUUUUUUUUGUGAUGAUUGCAAUAAAUGAAAGAGACUUGAAAUACUUUCUUGAUCUAAAUCCUUUUUAAAUUAAUAAAAAUGUUACGUGAGAUAUUAUUAAAAUUUUCAGUGAACACCUCUUUUAUGGUAUAGACUUUUUCAGAUCAUGGUGCUCGUUGUCACUUCCUCGUUCUGUCAGAAGCUGCAGUGACUCUUUUAUUUUAAUUCUUUUGUGCCUUGAAAAUAAAGGCAAGAAGACUGAAAAAGACACUGUGGGUACAAACACUUGGUUUUAUAACUAGGAAAUGCUUGAGUACUAAGUCAAUAAGAAUAAAAAAGUUGGUUUAAAAUUAUUUUUAUAAAGAGAGAAUUCCAAAAUUAUUUCUCAAUUUAAAAUAAUAGCACUUCCCUUGCACUGAAGAAUGACAUCUAUAGAAUUCUCUAUUUAAGCAAACUUUUAGGAAUAUAUUUUGAGUAUUAGAUCAUAAUUUGCACUUAAUUAAAAGUAUAUACAUUUAUAUCAAGGUGAAAAUGUUAGAAACAACAUGAAUCCUAUCACCUCAUCAAAAUUUUAAGUUUGGUUAACUUGUACUGACAACAAACAAACGCUAGUAUCUAACAAUAACAAGAUUAAGUAUAUCUGAAGCAGUUUAAUAUGAUUAUUUUACUUUGGAGCAUCACAUUUAGUGACAUUUUUUAAGUCCUUGAACUUUCAUUAGUUGGGUCACUUAUUACUCUAGUCAGCAUCAUAAUGCAGUCUUUUGAAGUUUUGUACACCAGGCACACUGAGUAAAAAGCAUUCUGCUUCAGAUAUAAAAUUCAUAACAGCCUAAAUUUGAUAGGUGGCCGAAAUGUAAGCGAAAGCAACACAGGAAGACAGAAUGUAAAUUUUGAACUGGAUUUUAGAGUAAAACUUAUUUUUAUAUCUUUUUGGUUCCUGUUUGUAACAUUUACAUUUAUUCAUUUUUUUAAACACUAAACUUAUACUUUUGUCAUCCUUUUAAUUUUCAUCUAGUUUGAGAGUAAAUGAAAGUUUAAACAUUUUUUGUUUCCUGUAAGUGAUUACUAUAGUGUGCAAUAAUACUGAAUUCAUUUAUUAAAAAUAAAAAUGAUUUUUGAAAUGAAAUAUAUGAUACAGUGA
Messenger RNA from Neogale vison (American mink), 3555 nucleotides. It is a transcript of the gene ARL13B, whose product is annotated as ADP ribosylation factor like GTPase 13B. The coding region runs from base 282 to 1574 and encodes 430 amino acids. Lineage: Eukaryota; Metazoa; Chordata; Mammalia; Carnivora; Mustelidae. Gene Ontology annotation, molecular function: GTPase activity; GTP binding. The record is from RefSeq and is a predicted model, not a curated record. Gene Ontology annotation, biological process: non-motile cilium assembly; receptor localization to non-motile cilium. The transcript has 10 exons. Gene Ontology annotation, cellular component: motile cilium; non-motile cilium; ciliary membrane.